Messenger RNA from Mugil cephalus (flathead mullet), 4280 nucleotides. RefSeq names its product SUMO specific peptidase 6a (gene senp6a). The record is from RefSeq and is a predicted model, not a curated record. Gene Ontology annotation, cellular component: cytoplasm; nucleus. Gene Ontology annotation, molecular function: SUMO-specific endopeptidase activity. The coding region runs from base 152 to 3448 and encodes 1098 amino acids. Lineage: Eukaryota; Metazoa; Chordata; Actinopteri; Mugiliformes; Mugilidae. Gene Ontology annotation, biological process: protein desumoylation; regulation of spindle assembly; regulation of kinetochore assembly. The transcript is spliced from 23 exons.
UUUUUUAUGUAGGAGCUCUUCCGUCCUCCUGAGCCUGGAUGCUGCUGAUGAACCCUCCUGUCUCCGGACGGAUCCGCUACAUUUGGCCGAGCUUCUGCGCCGAGUCGCCGGAUGAGAGACGCGACCAUCCGGCGCGGAUCAUGGAGUAAACAUGGCCAACAAUAGAAGCCUUUUCCUCGAAGCCCUGGAUAGAUCAGAGACCAAGCGAGAUGGAGGGUACAAGAACAGCUGGAGCUUUUCUCUUUCUGAUGCCAGUGAAGAGGAAAGACAGAGGAGGAGGCAUGAUGCGAGUGAGGUGAGCGUGGAGGAGAUGGACCGGCAGCCGCCGACCUCCCCCGAGGGGAAAAAGUCUCCUACUUUCAGAAACUUCACUUCCACCGAUCCCCUGCGGACGUAUGAAAACCGGCUAAAUAACCACAGGCCUCUGAACAGGCUGGCGCCAAAAAGACCCAGCGAGCCCCCCAUCACGGUAGCAACGGCGCCGCCGAUGCCCAACGGAAACAACUAUUUGAUCAUCAGUCCGGCGCCGUCACAAGGAAUCGUUUUACAGGGGCGACACUUUCAGCACGCACACAUGCCCACGGCAAUAAGGAAACCAUCCCAGAGGAACGACUUCUCCACCGCACCGCGGCCCGUGGAAGUGGAGAGCAUCAUCCUCACCUGUCCAGUGAUCCCAGAAGAGGAGACCUUGAACAUUAAGCGUCGCAUCCAGCAGAAGAGGAAACCCCUGGAGGACUGCUGUCCUUUCUCUUUGCAGAUUAAAACUACAGAGCCCCUCCGGCCGACCGUCUACCCCGCGGUGUGUUUGAAGUGCAGUAAACCGUGUGAGGACCGGAGCAGGUGUCAGCACUGUGGCAGCGUCCUCCCCCCCCAGCAGGCCUCCCUGUCCUCCCCGACGCCGCGGCCCCCCAUCAGAUCGCAGCCUUCGCCCGGACCAAACAGCCCCCAGCAGAACUUCUACAUGCGGGCGCCGUGUCUGGAGGCGCCGCCCGUACGAGUCAUGACCACCAGGGCCACGCCGCUGCCCCUCAGCAGCGCCCGGCCGCACCUCUUAGCCGGGACGUCCAGCUGCUGCGCCACCAGGAACUCGCCCAAAGGGAAGAGGACGAUGGCGGCGGCGGCGGCGGCGGCGGCGGCGUCUCAGCAGCACGAGCUCAACGACCCCAUCGUCUUGUCCAGCGACGAUGAAGAGGAGGAGGCCGACAACGCCAGCACGGGCAGCGUCAACCGACUGGACAGCGUCUCCCCUCGGCCCGCCGACUCCGCCCACUCCUCUCCGGCGCCCUCCGGAGGCCGAGUGGAGGCGGCGGUGAAGAGCGCCGGGGAGCUGGAGGACCUGGGCGCCGAAUUCUUCGACGACGUCAACAUGAAGAUUACGAUACCUCGAAGAGCCCGGAUGAAAGAUCAGUUUGGAAACCAGCCGCCUGAGCCGAGGCCAAAGAAAACCAAACUCAUGUCGGAUAAGUGCGACAGCAUCAUACUGGAGUGUCGGAGCGUGAGAGUAGGAACUCUGCGUCGGAUGGUGACGAAGCCCGUUGUUUUUUCUAUCGACCAAAUCCAGCUGGAAACUGAAGGCUCGGAGCCAGGCACCACGGAGAAGGUUUGCUUUCAGGCGUCGGAGCUGAUCAGCUGCGAGUGGUGCAGCGUCCGGAAACUUCCCGUCUUGUACUUCCAGACGACACCGGCCGAGUGUCAUCGGCUGCGUUCUCAGCUCCAGAUGUCCGGGGAGAAGGGAGGCCACUGGUUCGACUGCGCCGGAGACGAGUUGGAUGAGAAGUACAUCGUCCUGAUCUUCGAGAACGGCCUGGCCAUGAAGGAGCAGGUGAUCCUGGAGGACAUCCUGGGCGAGAUCGGCCAAACCAACCACCUGGACAACUUCCCCGCGAAGCUGACCUUCGAGGAGGCCAACAAGCGGCUGGUCAACUACAACAAGGCCACGAAGCAGAAGAUGGAGAAGGUGGAGCCCAACCAGAAACUGUCCCAGUCAUCUCCGAUCAAGGUCGCCACGGCGACGCCCGUCGCCAUGGUCACGCGCACCCGGAUGUCCACCCGGCAGCAGACCAGCGCUUACUCCGGGGACGGGGACGAGGACGAGGACAUGGCCGACCUGCAGACCACCUUCUCUGGACCCAUCAUCAAGUUGAUGGUGUACCCCCCACCUCCGGCCAAAGGGGGCAUAUCGGUGACUAAUGAAGACCUCCACUGCCUUAAAGAAGGAGAAUUCUUGAACGACGUUAUCAUAGACUUUUAUUUAAAGUAUUUAGUUUUAGAGAAGUUGAAAAAAGAAGACGCUCAACGAAUCCACGUGUUCAGCUCCUUCUUCUACAAGAGGCUGAACCAGAGGGACCGGAGGAACGGACCGGACGCCCCCAACCUGCCGAUCCAGAAACGGAAACACAACCGUGUGAAGACGUGGACUCGACACGUCGACCUUUUCCAGAAGGAUUUUAUUUUUGUUCCCAUCAACGAAUCGGCUCACUGGUACCUGGCCGUCAUCUGCUUCCCGGGCCUGGAGGGUCCGGCCUACGAGCAGAACCCUCUGUACCACGGGCCCGUCCCGGCCUCCUCCUCCUGCUCCACCUCCACCUCCGAAGACCUCCAGUCUGAGGAGAACAUCCCGGACCACUGCCGUCCUCUGUCCCCCGACGGAGACGGGCUGGACAGCCCCACGGACCAGCUGUCCCCCGGGGGUCCCGAGGGGUCCGCGGAGGGUCUGGCCGACGGAGACGUGGAACCCCCCCUCCCGGCGAGCCAGGAGUCCGGAGCCACGUCAGGAAACGGCCAAACAGACGGAGAGCAGCAGUACACGAGCGAGUUGCACAGAAUCAGCGUUUGCUACGGUUCAAGAAAAGGAGACGAUGACACAUACACGUUCUCUGACGACCAGAGCUCCUGUCAGGACGAGUGCAGUGAAGAUGGGACUCUGGGCGAAGAGGCCACGAGCUCCGACGCCUCCAGUCUUUCCUCCAGACCGAGCCUCUGCAAACAGCCUUGUAUUCUCAUCAUGGACUCCCUGCGAGGUCCGGCCCGGUCCACGGUGGUGAAAACUCUCCGAGAGUACCUGGAGGUGGAGUGGGAGGUGCGUAAAGGGAGCCAGAGGAGCUUUGGGAAGGACGUGAUGAAGGGUUCGAGUCCACGCGUGCCUCAGCAGGACAACUUCAGCGACUGUGGAGUCUACGUCCUGCAGUAUGUGGAGAGUUUCUUCGAGAAUCCGAUUCCUAGUUUCCAUCUCCCCGUGAACCUGUCGGAGUGGUUUCCUCAGCAGAGGAUGAAGACGAAGCGCAAAGAGAUCGAGGAGCUGAUCCUGAAGAUCCAGGAGCAACAAGAACUGGACAAGAAGGAGGCGGAGCCUGUUGAGACGCCGCGGGGCUCCGCCUCCGAGGAGCCCGAGAUCCAAGAGACGUCGGGGUCAAACUGUGGGGCUCCUAACUUACCCAUCAGCCCCUGAGACGACCACGACGACGAGUAGCCCCUCCUCCCCCUCCUCCUCCUCCUCCUCCUCCUCCUCCUCCUCCGUUGCUCUCGGACCGAGUGACGAGGGAAUCGAACGUGACCGUACGCUGCUGGUGUUACCUCCUCUCCUCCUCCUCCGUUAACCGCGUCAGAUCCACCUACGGAAGCGUUUCUGUGCCAUCAGAGUUUAGAGGAUGAAUUUCUAAAUAAAUUCACUUUACAAAAAAAAAUCUACAUCUCCAAAAAUUCAAGAUCUCAAAAAAAAAAUCCAAAUCUUAAAUAAAUUUUAAGGUUGAAUGUUUUGAAUUUUUGCAGACAUUUUUUUUGUUCUUAAACUGAAUUUAUUUAUAAAAUUCUUUCUCAAACUCCGAUGGCCCAGAAACGCUUCCGUAUCACCCUCCUAAAAGUUUGUACUGAAUAAAACCCGACCUGUAAAUACGCUGGAGUUUUUUCCCGCUGCCUUUGUAAUUUCCAGUUUUCUGACUCAUUCAUGAUGUGGCCGCGUUUUAAGUUAUGUUUUCAUAGAUGUUCUCUCUCUGCCGAGGGUCUGUUUAGGAGAUGCUGUUUCGCUCUUGCAUCAUUAUUUUUUACGCUUUCGAGUUGUGUAGAAGGAAAAAUAAUAAUAAUAAUAAUAUUAAUAAUAAUAAUAAACGGAGAAAAUUGCUGUUGUAAGUUUAUCAUCCACCCAUCUGGAGUUUAAAAAAUAAAAUAAAAUACAGUUUUACUUCCAGCUCACGAGCCACAUGCGUAGUCCAGUGCUUGUUGUGUCUCUUUUUUGUGGUGGAUGAAGUUUCAGCAUUAAAAACGUGGGAUGCAAGAGCACUUCA